Capronia epimyces CBS 606.96 is the source of this 1896-nucleotide messenger RNA. RefSeq lists its product as uncharacterized. The record is from RefSeq and is a predicted model, not a curated record. Gene Ontology annotation, biological process: glycosaminoglycan metabolic process; carbohydrate metabolic process. The transcript is spliced from 2 exons. Gene Ontology annotation, molecular function: beta-N-acetylhexosaminidase activity. The coding region runs from base 1 to 1896 and encodes 631 amino acids. NCBI's taxonomy places the organism in Eukaryota, Fungi, Ascomycota, Eurotiomycetes, Chaetothyriales, Herpotrichiellaceae. Gene Ontology annotation, cellular component: membrane.
AUGCUUUCUCACACAUACGUCGCACUCCUCACCUACAUCACAAAUGUGAUGGCCCUAUGGCCCCAGCCGGCCGAGGUUUCCACCGGCUCCGGCGUGUUGUGGCUAGAUCCUGCACUCACGGCCACCUUCCGCUGCAAUGGAGGAGAUGUUGUCUUGUUUGACUAUCCUCCUGAUCUCGGAAAGUUGCCUGUCCUAGGUUUCGUCAACAGCGCCUACCAGUUCGCUCAAACCGUUUGGGACGAGUUUCAAGCCUUUGCUGGGAACCAUGACUUCCACGGUAGCAAGAAGGCCAUCACAGAAACUUCGAUUGCGCAGGCGGCGGUCCAUGAGACCAUUAAAUCGAUGCAUAAUACCAACUUUGUCCCUUGGAAGCUCCAUAAACGGCACUCACCUUUCGAACCCGAUGUGAUGGCUCAACGACAUUACCUAUCCAGUCUUCAGAUACAGCAGAGUCAUUGCCCAGAUGUUGGAGCCUUUGAUCCACUGGCUUUCUUUGCCGGCGACGAGUCCUAUGAAAUUAUGAUCGACAACGCAACAGCGACCAUUCAGACUAAUAGCACAAUUGGCGCGCUGUGGGCGCUGCAGACCUUUCAGCAGUUCUUCUAUGCACACUCGACCCAUUCCGGAUCGUACAUGCUAGGAACGCCGGCAAGAAUUGUUGAUAGACCAAAGUGGCGUCACCGAGGCUUGAGUGUUGACAUAGCUCGAAAUCCGUUCCGUCCUUCAGACUUGACGCGCACGAUCGAUGCCAUGGCAAGGACAAAGAUGAACCGACUACAUAUCCACGCCACCGAUUCACAAAGUUGGCCACUUGAAAUCCCGUCGCUUCCGGACCUGGCGACAAAGGGCGCCUACCAGCCCCACCUGGUAUGGAGUGCUGAUAGUCUUGAGGCGAUCCAGAUUCAUGGCGCCUCACGGGGAGUAUCAGUGUUUGUUGAGAUUGAUAUGCCAGGUCACACAGCUUCUGUCGCUAAUGCAUAUCCCGACUUGAUAGCCGCCUACAACAGAUUAGACUGGUCAACGUUUGCUGCGGAGCCUUUAAGCGGACAACUGAAGCUCAAUUCCACUGCCGUAUUGACUUUUGUCACUACCCUCCUUGAAGACCUUUUGCCUCGAACACGUCCAUACACUUCGUUAUACCAUAUUGGUGGCGAUGAGGUAAACCUUGCAGCCUACCUUCUAGACGAGACAGUGGCCAGCGACGAACCCCAAGUCCUGCGGCCUUUGCUGCAGAAAUUCAUCGAUCAUGUCAUUGGCAUUGCCCUCCAGCACGGCUUUCAGCCGGUCGUCUGGGAAGAAAUGCUGUUGGACUGGAAUCUGACUCUGCCUUCAGUCACAAAUGAUAACCGAAAGGUGAGCACUCUGGUCCAAGUCUGGCGCAACAGUGAACGAAUCAAAGAUGUACUGAAGAAGGGCCAUCGAGUCAUAUUUGGAGACUACCAUCAUUGGUACCUUGAUUGUGGCUUCGGUGUCUUCCUCGAGCCAUAUCCUUCCGGGAAGUCACCCGUUGGUGUACCAUACAAUACAUCGGGAGGGUAUCCGAGCAAAUUAAAGAAGCCUUAUCUUGAUUAUUGCAACCCUUUCCACAACUGGCGUCAUAUAUAUACCUAUGAUCCUUUGGCAAAUAUCAGCGCCGAUCUGAUUGAUAACAUCGAAGGCGGUGAAGUUUUGAUGUGGAGUGAGCAGACUGAUUCGAUUGACCUUGACUUCAAGUUAUGGCCUCGGGUGGCGGCGGCUGCCGAGGUGCUCUGGACAGGUGUCAGGCACGAAACGAUGCUCGAGGACGCAUCCCGGAGGCUAGGCGAAUGGAGAGAGCGCGAGGUUACGGAUCACCACACAGCCAUGUCGCCGGUCCAUAUGACUUGGUGUCUCAUGGAGGGUGGGUGCAAUCUGUAA